AUGGGGGCAGAGAACAUCCAGGUCUUCGACGACUCCCAGCUGAUAAUCAACCAGGUACAGGGGGAAUACCAAGCAAAUGAAGACAGCAUGAUCCAGUAUCUGGCGGUCGUUCAGCGACUAAUCAAGAAGUUCAAGAGCUGCAAGCUCACUCAAAUCCCCCGGGAACAGAAUUCACAAGCCGACGCCCUGGCUAAUCUAGGCUACCCUGGAGGAACCCUGUCAGAGGAGGUCUCUGUCGUCGAAGAAGGCAAAACAUGGAUGACCCCCUUAAUCCGGUACCUGGAGGCCGACAUCCUCCCGGAAGACCGCAGCGAGGCCAGAAAGAUCAAGAAGCAAGCCACGAGGUACUGUAUCUCCCAGAAGAUAGCUGUACCGGAGAUCUUUCUCCGGCCCGUACCUGAGGUGUGUCACACCCCGAGAAGCCGCUAG
Brassica oleracea var. oleracea is the source of this 429-nucleotide messenger RNA. RefSeq lists its product as uncharacterized. Gene Ontology annotation, molecular function: RNA-DNA hybrid ribonuclease activity; nucleic acid binding. The transcript has 2 exons. The record is from RefSeq and is a predicted model, not a curated record. Lineage: Eukaryota; Viridiplantae; Streptophyta; Magnoliopsida; Brassicales; Brassicaceae. Bases 1 to 429 code for a protein of 142 amino acids.